UCUUGCUGCGUUAAAUAAUUGCUCUAUUUAUGUGCAUUUGGGUGAGAAUUUCGGUAAAAGUACAUACACCGGCUAACUGUUAGCGUAUCUAUUGAGCGUGUACGUGAAGCGAACGAACCACAGCUACUAUGUCAGACAUUGACGACGAUUUCAUGUGCGACGACGAUGAUGAUGAUUAUGGAUUGGAAUACUCCGAAGACAGCAACUCGGAACCGGAUGUUGAUUUGGAAAAUCAAUACUACAACAGCAAGGCGCUGAAAGAGGAAGCUCCACAGGAUGCGCUGAAAUCGUUCCAGAAGGUGCUAGAUCUGGAGAAUGGCGAGAAAGGCGAAUGGGGCUUCAAGGCGCUCAAACAGAUGAUAAAGCUAAACUUUAAGCUGCAAAACUACCAGGAAAUGAUGGCACGCUACAAACAACUCCUGACGUACAUAAAGAGCGCAGUAACGCGAAACCAUUCAGAGAAGUCGAUCAAUUCGAUUCUGGAUUAUAUUUCUACGUCCAAAAAUAUGGAACUGUUACAAAAUUUCUAUGAAACUACGCUGGAAGCUUUGAAGGAUGCGAAAAACGAUCGGCUAUGGUUCAAAACCAACACCAAACUAGGCAAGCUGUACUUCGACCGGAAUGAUUUCGGGAAGCUGCAGAAAAUUCUCAAACAGUUACACCAAUCCUGCCAGACUGACGAUGGUGAAGACGAUCUGAAGAAGGGCACACAGCUACUCGAGAUUUACGCGCUGGAAAUUCAAAUGUACACGGUACAGAAGAACAACAAAAAGCUGAAGGCACUGUACGAGCAGUCGCUGCACAUUAAGUCUGCCAUUCCGCAUCCGCUGAUUAUGGGUGUGAUUCGGGAGUGCGGUGGCAAGAUGCAUCUGCGGGAGGGUGAGUUCGAGAAAGCACACACGGACUUUUUUGAGGCGUUCAAAAACUACGACGAGUCCGGAUCGUCCCGCAGGACGACCUGCUUGAAAUACCUUGUGCUAGCGAACAUGCUGAUGAAGUCCGGCAUCAAUCCGUUCGAUUCGCAGGAAGCGAAACCGUACAAGAAUGAUCCGGAGAUUCUGGCCAUGACGAAUCUGGUGAUGGCGUAUCAGAACAAUGACAUCAUGGAGUUCGAGGCGAUCCUGCGCAACAACCGGAACAACAUUAUGGCGGAUCAGUUUAUACGGGAGCACAUCGAGGAUUUGCUGCGCAACAUACGUACGCAAGUGUUGAUAAAAUUGAUCCGACCGUAUACAAAGAUUACGAUUCCUUUCAUAUCGAGCGAGUUAAAUAUUGAACCGGCCGAAGUGGAAAGUUUGCUUGUUUCCUGCAUACUGGACAACACGAUCCAGGGUCGUAUCGAUCAGGUAAACCAAGUGCUGGAAUUGAACAAAGAAGCCCGUUGCGGCGAACGAGAUAUUGCGAUCGAGAAGCUGGCCACGCAGAUUAAUUCCGUACAGGCGGCUAUUAUCAACAAGAUGGCCUGAAAUCAGGAUUGCUAAAGAAGUGAUCAAGCUCGAUGGAUGGUGGCUGUAAAAGAAAAACCAGAUAAUGUUCUCCGUCGUAUUGCAAGUGAUGAACCAAUGCAGUAAGGAUCGCGAACACUGAAACACGUUCACGCGCGAGAAAAGACACGUAAACACGUACUGCGAGUAGUACAGCUUUAACAUUUAGCAUCGGCUGUAAUUCAAAGCAUAAGAAAUAAUCUCGUUGUGCACCACCGCAUUUGUCGUGUUUUCAGCGUAUGUUUUAUUGCUGGUAGUUGUCCGGGUUUGGCUUAACGAUUUUAAAUGAUAUUCAUUUCUUUGUGCUCGAAUAUCAUGGAUUAGGGAAUAUUGCAGGAAGAGAGCACUAAUGCAACGGUGAGAUAAGUGGCACAAUAUACAGAGAUACGAUCGAAUUAUGCCUGCAGGUGAAAUUGAACUUAGCAACGCACGCGAGUGCGUGUACAUCGACAGGGAGAAUGUGGAAGAUAAACAAUAAUUGAGGAAUAAACCCGCAAAUACUGA
This is a messenger RNA of Anopheles moucheti, 1988 nucleotides long. RefSeq names its product COP9 signalosome complex subunit 2 (gene alien). Gene Ontology annotation, cellular component: COP9 signalosome. The record is from RefSeq and is a predicted model, not a curated record. Gene Ontology annotation, biological process: protein deneddylation. The coding region runs from base 129 to 1466 and encodes 445 amino acids. Lineage: Eukaryota; Metazoa; Arthropoda; Insecta; Diptera; Culicidae. The transcript is spliced from 4 exons.